Adineta steineri is the source of this 1182-nucleotide messenger RNA. The record is from the annotation of a GenBank genome assembly. NCBI's taxonomy places the organism in Eukaryota, Metazoa, Rotifera, Eurotatoria, Adinetida, Adinetidae.
AUGACAAACUAUUUAUGUGAAGAAGGAACUGUAUGUAAUAAUUAUCAGUCAGCUAUAUGUUUACAUUGCAAUCGUCGAUUAUGUAUAUUACAUAUUGCACAACAUAAUCAAGUUAAUUUUGAUAAUAUUCGAAAUCUUUCACGUGAAAUUGUAUUGGUUACUGAACAUAUUAAUAAUGAAUAUGAAAAAACCAGAGAUAUAUAUCAAACUGUUUUAGUGGAUCUUGCUGAAUGGCGAGCAAAACAAGUAGAAAACAUUACACAAGCCUAUAAUAAUUAUUUACAACAUGUUGAAUCGCAACAGGAAGCGUUAAAUACACUUCAUUAUGAGUUAAUUAAAAAGCUUGAUGAUGACGCUCGGAAACCAUUAGAAGUUAUCCAAGCUCAACAAGCUACCGGUGCUACCGUACUUACUCAUAUUGAACAAACAAUACAGAAAAUACGAGAUCAGGCUGCACAAUUACACUGGAACGUCUUAACUUUGCCAUCGGUUGAUGUACGAUGUAACUUGACAGAUACUUCGUCAACAUCUUCAAAGGAUAUAACAUUAUCGAUUCAUACAUCAGGUACUCACCGACCAUCCAAAAGAUUUUCUAUUAACUUCAAGUGGCCAUCGCUUCGUUAUAUAUGUCUAGGAAAAUAUCGUUCGUUUAGACGUCUUGUUGAUAUGUUUAGUGAUGUAUCACAUAUCGUACAAAGCAAGCAUGACCUUGAUGACUAUGUUAAAAACAACGCCGGUUUUCCGUUACCUGUUUUUGUCUGUUCAUAUCUAACAGCCUGGUAUAGAUGCUCUAAAAUUGAACAUAAAUCUAUCAUUUUAAAAGAAUAUAUGUCAACUAUUAUGAAACAUAUUCCGAUUGAUAUUGAUAAUUAUAUUGCUUUAGUAGGUAUACAUGCAUUCUUUUAUAAUCAUAUAAUUUCUGAAAAUAAAAGACAAUUAAUGACGUUUUUAUUACAUUUUUUUGUUGAUCAUCAAUGUAUUAGUGUACAUCAAAUAUCUCACUGGUAUUAUAAUAAAGAUAUCAAUGCUUAUACAGGUUUCGAUGGUGCAAAACAAAUGACUGCACCAUUUAUUAACUCAUUUUGGACAGAUCAAUCCAAUUCUAAUGUAAAAAAAUCAAAUCCAAUGAAUUCUACUGAAUUGAAGCAUGAAAAAAUGUUCUGUAUAGAUGAAACAGAAUGA